This is a messenger RNA of Capronia epimyces CBS 606.96, 447 nucleotides long. RefSeq names its product methylated-DNA-protein-cysteine methyltransferase like protein. Bases 1 to 447 code for a protein of 148 amino acids. The record is from RefSeq and is a predicted model, not a curated record. The transcript has a single exon. NCBI's taxonomy places the organism in Eukaryota, Fungi, Ascomycota, Eurotiomycetes, Chaetothyriales, Herpotrichiellaceae. Gene Ontology annotation, molecular function: catalytic activity. Gene Ontology annotation, biological process: DNA repair.
AUGCCUCGGGAGCAGUCGGAAGAGGCACAAUGGUGGUUUCAAGCAGUCUACUCUGCAGUCCAACAGAUCCCCCCUGGUAAAUGUACCAGCUACGGCCACCUCGCCUAUUUGCUCGGUUUCCCACGACGAGCCCGUCAGGUUGGGGUAUGUCUAAAGCACCUGCCUGCCUUCGAUCCUGCAAACCCCGACAGAUUCUUUUUCCACGAUCAGAAUGUGCCGUGGCAGAGGGUGGUCAAUUCCAAAGGUGGAAUCAGUCCACGAGGGGAUGAUGGGGCUGCAGCAAACCGACAAGCCGAGAGACUACGAGCAGAAGGAGUGGAAGUGAAUAACGCCAGGGGAAUUGAAGAGAUGAGCAUCGAUUUUGGAAAGUAUGGCUGGUUUCCGCAACAGCUUCCUGGGGAAGAGAGUGAGAUCAGCGACGAUGAGGAUGGGAUAGAAGGGGGCUGA